Messenger RNA from Alnus glutinosa, 693 nucleotides. RefSeq lists its product as uncharacterized. Lineage: Eukaryota; Viridiplantae; Streptophyta; Magnoliopsida; Fagales; Betulaceae. The record is from RefSeq and is a predicted model, not a curated record. The transcript has 4 exons. The coding region runs from base 79 to 309 and encodes 76 amino acids.
GGGAAAGUCAACGCGCAAAUUAAACACCUUGCAAAUAUUGAAAUAGACUAGGCACUAGGCAGGAGAGACGAGAGAGAGAUGGGGUGCUUCUCUUGCUUCGACGGAGGCAACAAGCAACGGAGAAGGGAAGAAGAAAGGCUGGCCUCUGAAGAAGCUCGCGCUAAAGCCGCCGAAGCCGCCCAGAAAAGGCAAGAGCAAUUUGAAAAAUCUCCUGCAGGAAGAGCUGCACGUGCACAACUACAGGGACUCGCAAAGCAAUCUGCAAACUCUAACAAAGGCGAACCAGCUCUAAAGUGGCAGAUGUCUUGAGGUGAAGCUUUUUGUUUUUUCAACUCAAUUGUCCGUUAAGUUGUGUUUAUAAUAAGAUUCAAAUGUAUCUUCUCCACUGCCUUUUCUUGGAGUUCAAACAGUUGAUGACUACAGAGCAAAUGCAACAACAACAAAAGUUUAUUCUUGUUUUAUGUUUAAUUAUGAUGUAAAAAGCACUAUAAUAAACUAAAAUGCAUGUUUGUUUCUUCUGUAAUAUCUCCCCUUGUUGCCUCUGCGCAUCAAGUUUUUAGCCCCUUUAGCUUGUAUAGGAACUCCAGCUUUAUGUAGUUCAAAAUUGGUGAUGUAGAAGGGUAGUCAUUAUUUAUAAAUGUAUGUCUCGUGCCUUCGCUUUUGUUGGCAAUUCUGGUACGAGGCUCCAUCAAA